Messenger RNA from Kockovaella imperatae, 3700 nucleotides. Its product is annotated as rab-GTPase-TBC domain-domain-containing protein. The record is from RefSeq and is a predicted model, not a curated record. The coding region runs from base 99 to 3668 and encodes 1189 amino acids. NCBI's taxonomy places the organism in Eukaryota, Fungi, Basidiomycota, Tremellomycetes, Tremellales, Cuniculitremaceae. The transcript is spliced from 6 exons.
CCCAUCUUUGUUCGAUUCAUUCGACAACAACGACAACGACCUGAGACGUCCAUGCUGAAGUGACUCCCAUCCCAUCCUCCUCCUUCCUCCUCCUCGUCAUGUCCUAUAUCGAUCCUCGAGAGCUCAAUGACUUGGCUUCAUUCGCCGUGAAUGGCGGACUCGGAAGAGGUGUCGCGACCUCGGAUUGCGUCGCCGAGUCCCCUGAUCAGCUCAUGUUCAUCAGUGGCGAUGAACUCGUGCUCCUCCGUGAACUCGAUGAAGUCGACCUGGCUUCAUGUGAAGGUGUCGUUGGAUGGGUCAAAAAGGGUCUAGUGGCAUUUGAGAGGACUUCCGCCGCAGCAGCAGGAGCAGCAGUAUCAGUAUCAGCAUCGUCCCCAGGCGAAACGACACCUAAAUCAUCCCUUGAAGUGUCUCUACGUGAAGACCUACCCCGAACUAUCCUCAUCGCUCCAUCUCCUUCACCUCCACGAGCCAGUCGACUUUUACCAUCAGAUCAACCGGAUCAUCUCGACCCGUCCCCGCCUCAGGAUCUCAAACGAGUCUCCGGUCCUUUCGAAUUGGAAUCCCCUCAGCAGAGUCCCAACAUUGACCAUGAUAGGUUCAGCAUACAGCAAGCUGCUGCUACACUUGCAGAGGCUUCGCAACCUAUGGAGACGUUGGCUCAAUCGAGACCCGAAUCUCAGAUAGAAAUCGAGGUCAAUAGGGAAUCAGUCUUCUCUGUCGCGAGCAGUGAAAUGUACGGCGGCAUUGGCGGCUUCAUGAUGGGUACAGGUGGCAGUGAAGAUAGUCAUGAGACGAAUGAUUUUGGUGUAUCGCCAGUCACGACCUCGGUGGAAACACCAUUCCCUGCUCACUCGGACCCUCCAUCGCCAAGCGUUAUCCACGCUGAUCAGAGCAAACGGUCUUCGACGCCCGAUGACGAAGACAUGGACGAUGAAGAGUGGGACAUUUACGACCAAUACGCGAGAGAAAGCAUGUAUGCGCCACUCAAACGCAUGUCCCUGGCGGCGAGAAGAGCCUCCAAAAAGGCUGAUGCGAGGGAAUCCAUGGCGGCUUUCGAGGGACUCGGAGCCGUUCACGCGGCUAGGGCCGCUUUGGAAGGAGGCAGUGUUCCCAAAGUCACUGUCGAUACGAGCUUGGAUCCAGUCACACCAAGACAGGCGGCGAGAAAUCCCAUUCCAUCACCCUUGACAGGUCGAUCCAUCGCUACGGAACUGCGCUUGAGGAUACAAAGGGAACGUGAGGCGGCCGAGAAGCAAUCAGAAAAGAUGGGCUCGGUGCCAGAGCCGCCGGUCCGAACGACGAGCGUCGAGGAGACCCAGUCCAGCCCUGCUGAAGAAUCCCUGCCCUCACCACCGCAGACCAACGAUGUACCUCCACCAUUCUCUCCCGUCGACCCGAUUGGCUUACAGACGGAAGCACCCGUUCAGUCCGAGGCCGAUACCUUUAUGCCAACCGAAGAAUCCGUCGUCCUGGACACACCUGCCGCUCCUGAGAUCGUCACGUUCACUGGUCCUUCCCCGGGCGAUUCGCCCGCCCCGGAACCCAUGAACAUACCCGAACCUCUACUCGCUUCUCCCAUGCUUCUUCAAUCUCCACAGCUCGACUCCAAACCCAAACUGGAAGCUCCAGCUGAUAUCGUCCUUCCCGAUAAUGUCUUGCUGGCCCCACGUCCUCCUAGAUCCGCCUCACCGCGUCUCGCUGGCCCUCCAAACCAUACUCCCACGUACAUUAGUAAACAUAUCCAUGCGCCAUGGACACCAGACACCCCAGCCUCGCCUCACUCUAUAACCGCCACGCGGCAGGCUGUGGAAGCUGCGAAAGAGGGGAAGCGUGCUCGAGGUCUGACUCUUGUUGGUCGGAUCGAUGCGGAUCUCCGAGGCGCCAAGGGCCCAGUCCCAAUUACAUUCGUCGUCGGUGAGCCAGACGAUCAGAUACGGUCUCCUCUGGGUCUAGGUUUGCCGCCUGUAAACAACGGUCGGACGUCUCCUGUCACGCCUGAACAGCGCUCUCGCUCUCCACUGUUUGGAGGCGCUCCUCCGCCACCUCCCAUGCCCGACGAUAUCAAGGACAUCCGGCUCGCCCCAUCCCGUUUCCCAACUCCUAAACGCAGCUUCACCAGUCCAAUUGCCCCUGAACCCGAGGUCGUCGCAGAAGUCGAUGCUGCAGCGGGCCCACGACCUGGGUUUAUCGCUGCGCGUCCUCGGUCACGAUCUUUCUCCGUCGCCAUGGCCAAAGCUGUGGGUCGACCAAAGAAGGAGACACCCCCUGCGAUCCAUACAGAUGUCAUGCCUGUCUUGCCAACGACCAACUCGCCCUCUUCACCGGGCACAUCCAAAUUGCGGCUCCUUGGUACUGGUCGUAAAUCACCCAAAGCCUCGUCUCCUAAUACCCCGGUCUCUGGUACGGUUUCACAUCACUCCACGCCAGGAGGUAUGGAGAUGCGUCCGCCGUCAGGUCGAUCGUCUUCCUUCUCCUUCGCCUCAAAGACCUCCAAGACACCUCGCAAAGCAUCCAGAGCGCUCCCCAGUCCGGUCAGUCACAAAGACUUUGAGGAUACAGUCAAUGCUGGCGGGAUGGACUUUGAAUUGGUGCAACCGAGAAAGCCAUUCCCCUUAUCCCCGACGACCGUGAACACGCUCGGCAUCACCACGCCAAAGUCUGAGGAAAUGGACAAGGCGACGUUGGCCAGUGCGUCAUCCGUCGGUAGCUUAUCUACCCGCGUGGCUUUACCUGAGACCGACGAAUGGGGAUUCAUCAAGGGAAAGAUGGUGACGCCCGAAAUCUUCCAAUCGAGAUCAGCGCCUGUGGAUCAUCGAGCGGCAGAGGCGAGAUGGUUAGCUGUGAUCGGCUCAACGGUGCCGUCUGGAGGACCUUCCAAAAAAGUCAAGAAGUACGUUUCGGAGGGCGGCGUGCCCGGGUCGCUGCGUGGCAAAGUGUGGUCUUGGUUCCUCAAUGCGUUGUCAACAGGCAUGUAUGACAAGAUGGUCUCUGAGGGCAGACGGACGAGCAGUGAUCAGCAGAUUGAGCGAGAUAUUGCCCGGAUAUGGUCUGAUCAUUCCUUGUUUUGCAACUCGUCGCUGCCUGGUUUCGUGGAUCUUCAAUCUGUCCUCAGGGCUCAUCUUGCAGCGUCUGGAUCAACAUACAGCACGCCGAUGUGUCAUUUGGCAGGGACGAUGCUUAUUCAUUCCGUGGCGGAAGACGCAUUCUCGCUGCUUGGCGGACUCAUGGAGAAUGUAUUGAGAGAGUACUACAGUACGGGAAUCAAUAUUGACGCGGGCGUCUUUGAUGUCGUGUUGAGGGGUAGUGAGAAGGACUUAGCGGCAAUGUUCAAGCAAGUCGGAUUGAAAUCUGGCGAGUUUCUGGAAACCUGGUAUAAGCAAUUAUUCAUCCGAUGCUUGCCUUGGCCGACAGCUCUGAGAGUCAUUGACGUGGUGGUCGCGGAGGGCCCGCGAUUCCUCCUCAUUGCCUCAUUGACCAUUUUGACUCUAUCCAGAGACAGGCUACUCGCUUUACCUCACACCAAGUCUGCCAUCCUCGAAUACCUUGAACAUCUACCUCAGGACAGUUUACUAUUACCUGAGAACUUUAUGAAGGCCACUGAGCGAGUCAAAUUCAAGGAUGAUGAUUGGAAGAGGUUGAGGGUGGGCGUGGAGAAGGAGCUAUAGUCCCAUGUAUGGCAUGCAUCCCCCAAUCAUCA